UGAAGGGACACAUAAUGCAUGUGUCCUGUGGAAGUAUAGGUGUCUUGUAGCAGUAUAGGCUGCUUUGAAUUUCUAUCUGCGAUAGCUGCGUAACAGAGGUCGAGGUGUUAUCCCCCCAAAGUGGACAACCCAAUGAGUUCGAGCUGCCUCACCGCGGCUGACCGCGAAUUUUCUCAGUCAAGUCCAUUCUUCAACCUCGCCCUGGAACCGCCACCAUGAGGCCGCCAAAUCAAUUGCCCGUGCGGCUACUGCCGCGGGCCAUCAGAGCGACACCCGCUGCGCGCCCAUUUCAUUGUACCGUCGCAAAGGCCGCCAAUGUCGCACCGAUCGUCGGAACCGGUCCGCCGCCGGAGCCCCCAACCCCCGCGGUUCGAAACGUCAACGAGCGAGUCGAGCGUCGCAAGAAGCAGGCCGAGAUGCUCAAAGCCGCCAAGAUCAUCCGGACUGCCAAGGACGGGAAGCAGACGACGCUGCGCAAGAGAUUCUGGAAGGACGUCAGCGUCCAGGAGGUGGAUGGGUCGCUGCAGAUUUUCCUGGACUCGCGGCCGUUGCGGCAUCCUCAAACCAAAGAGAUUAUCCGAUUGCCCGUCUCGAAACCGAACCUCGCCGCCGCCAUCGCGCUCGAGUGGGACGUCUUGACCUCGGCUCAACAGGCGACGAAACAGCACUUGAUACCCCUUACGAGUCUCGUCUGUCGAGCGGUCGACAUCGCCGAGGAUGAUGCCUCUAACCCAUCAGGCACCGCCAAGAUCCGGAAAGACAUUGCCACUACGGUGAUGAGAUACCUUGACACCGACUCCCUCCUGUGCUGGGCUCCGCCAGCCGGCGACUUUGACCUCCGCAACGACGCAGGCGAAUCGUUGCGAGAUGUGCAGAAGCAGACCGCGGAAGAGACAGUUUCCUUCCUGACGACGCACGUCUGGCCUGGCGUUACGAUCGAGCCUGUUCUGGACGGACAUGCGAUCCUCCCGCGGAAGCAGCCCGAGGGCGUGCGCGAGGUCGUGCAGGGCUGGGUCGAGGGCCUCAACUCCUGGGAGAUUGCCGGGUUAGAGCGGGCAACGCUGGCGGGCAAGAGCCUUGUUGCCGCAGCGCGAUUCAUCUCCGCAUGGAGCGAAGGCCCUGUCGGCAAGCGCGAGCUCAACGUGGACUACAAGUUUGGUAUCGAGGAGGCCGCCAAGGCCGUUAGUCUUGAGGUGGACUGGCAGGCAACGCAGUGGGGUGAGGUGGAAGACACCCACGAUGUCAACAAGGAGGACGUUCGAAGGCAGCUCGGUAGUGUUGUUCUGCUGGUGUCGGGCACGGGCAACCCUGCAUAGACCAGCUGGGUACGGGGGCGCGUUGUUAUGUACGACAAGGAGCCAAAUCUAUAGACGAGCGCCGUUAUGUAUUGUAGGCUUAGGGACAUAUUUUGGGCAUAGUCCAUUAGAGAUACAUUGGGUGCGAGAGCUAUUUUCCAACUUGAGCCCUCAGAAGAAGGCUGCGGUGCCCAUGUUGUCAAAGGUUGACUUUUCCCAUUGGAA
Messenger RNA from Purpureocillium takamizusanense, 1520 nucleotides. It is a transcript of the gene atp12, whose product is annotated as ATP synthase mitochondrial F1 complex assembly factor 2. Bases 216 to 1316 code for a protein of 366 amino acids. Gene Ontology annotation, biological process: mitochondrial proton-transporting ATP synthase complex assembly. The record is from RefSeq and is a predicted model, not a curated record. NCBI's taxonomy places the organism in Eukaryota, Fungi, Ascomycota, Sordariomycetes, Hypocreales, Ophiocordycipitaceae. The transcript has 3 exons. Gene Ontology annotation, cellular component: mitochondrion.